UUCAGAUUACGUCCAUUAUAUAAUAAACAGGACAUUCAAAUAAUUUCAGUUAAUUAGGGAUCACUCGAUACAUUGCUACUAUGCCAUCCUAUAAGCUGACCUACUUUGAUGCCCGAGGUACAGCGGAAUUUGCACGGCUCGUGUUUAAGCAGGCUGGACAGGAGUUCGAGGAUGUUCGAAUACCGAUGGAUCAAUGGCCCGGGAUUAAAGAAGAACAGCCGAUGAAGGCACUUCCGGUAUUGGAGAUAGACGGCCGGAAGUUCUGUCAGUCUGCAGCAAUCGUACGAUAUCUAGGAAAGAAGUUUGGUCUGAUGGGAUCGGACGAGGAGGAGGGACUUGUUGUUGAUGAACUCAUGGAGGUGUUUGCGGAAAUGGUGAACAAACACCUCGUAGGUUUCAAGACGGAGCAGGAUGAAUCCAAAAAGCUCGAACUGGUCAAGAAGUUUAAAGAGGAGACCUUUCCUUUGUAUUCGUCAUUCAUUGAAAAACGACUAGAUGAAAACAAAAACAAGAAUGGUGAAGACGGGUACUAUGUCGGAAAAACGGUGACGGUUGCCGAUCUUGGGAUCUACUACAUGAUGUUCAAGAUCCGUGAGUUUAUGAAAAGGUACGACAUUGAUCUGUUGGAGGGCCGGACGGCUAUCAGUGACCACAUGGCCAGGGUGGAGCAGCUGCCUAAUAUUGCAAAGUGGCUUAAGGAACGUCCUCAGACAGAAUUUUAAACACGGACCGCCCUCAGAAAGACUAUUAAAUAUGGACAUACGUACCAUAAUAAUUAUGUUUGAACUUAUUUUUAGCUGGCUAUGCAUGUAUUAUCCUUAUAUACCAUAGAUGAUAAAUGAAACAAAAUUUUAUGACAAAAUGGAUGGCGAAAGAAGAUCAAACACAAAAUCGCCUGAAACCAAUUCAACAGUCUUUACUCUGGCCACGCUUAUGUUGCAAGUAUGCAAAUACAUUAAAAAUGGACUAAUAAUUGCUUUGACGCAUUAUAACGGAUGAACGUUGUCAUGUUUAAGUCUUGUUUUCUUUUUGUUCUAAAAUGCAAUAAAAUCGAUUAAGUUCA
Molecule: messenger RNA, 1063 nt
Organism: Mya arenaria
Lineage: Eukaryota; Metazoa; Mollusca; Bivalvia; Myida; Myidae
Product: glutathione S-transferase 1-like
Exons: 5
Coding region: 81-722 (213 amino acids)
Biological process (GO): glutathione metabolic process
Molecular function (GO): glutathione transferase activity
Source: RefSeq, a predicted model, not a curated record